Molecule: messenger RNA, 1434 nt
Organism: Sphenostylis stenocarpa
Lineage: Eukaryota; Viridiplantae; Streptophyta; Magnoliopsida; Fabales; Fabaceae
Source: the annotation of a GenBank genome assembly
AUGGCCUCCAUUUCUGUUUCAGCAAGAUCACUCCUCUUCACCCAUUCAACCAAACGCUUCUUCCGUCCCUUCAAGCCCCCUUCUUCUCCCUUUCUUCUUCAAUGCACAACAAAAUCCACCAGCGCCCUCCAACAACCUCGCCGCAACAACGUCAUCGAAAUCCUCCAAGAACGUGGUUUGGUCGAAUCCUUAACCAGCGAUGCGCUCCCCGGUGCGUGCUCCUCACCGCUCAAGAUCUAUUGCGGUUUCGACCCCACCGCGGAGUCUCUGCACCUCGGUAACCUUCUCGGCCUCAUCGUGCUGUCCUGGUUUCGCCGCUGCGGCCAUGGUGCAGUCGCCUUGAUAGGGGGUGCCACCGCGCGCGUGGGCGACCCCUCGGGAAAAUCCCUCGAAAGGCCCGAACUUGACGCCGAGUCCUUGGAGAAGAACACAUUGGGUAUCUCCAACACCAUCGAACGGAUUCUGAGUCGCGCUCAAAAUCCGAACUUGGUGGGUCCCGAUUCUUCUGUUGUGAUCCUGAAUAACUAUGAUUGGUGGAAGGAGUUUAGUUUGUUGGAUUUUUUGAAAAGGGUGGGUAAGUUUGCUAGGGUGGGGUCUAUGAUUGCUAAGGAGAGUGUGAGGAAGAGGUUGGAAUCAGAACAAGGAAUGAGUUACACUGAGUUUACAUAUCAAUUGUUGCAGGGUUAUGAUUUCUUGUACUUGUUUCAGAAUGAGGGUAUUAGUGUUCAGAUUGGGGGUAGUGACCAAUGGGGUAAUAUAACUGCUGGGACUGAGUUGAUUAGGAAGAUAUUGCAGGUGGAAGGUGCUUAUGGUUUGACAUUCCCUCUUCUUUUGAAGAGUGAUGGUACAAAGUUUGGAAAGUCUGAGGAUGGUGCCAUUUGGUUGUCUCCAACGUUUUUGUCUCCCUAUAAGUUUUACCAGUAUUUUUUUAGUGUUCCUGAUGCUGAUGUGAUUAGAUUUUUGAAGAUUCUUACCUUUUUGGACAUUGAGGAGAUAGUUGCCUUGGAGGGGGAGAUGGUGAAGCCUGGCUACGUGCCUAACACCGCGCAGCGGAGGCUGGCCGAGGAAGUUACGCGGUUUGUUCAUGGGGAGGAUGGUUUGGCCGAGGCUCUUAAGGCCACAGAGGCUUUGAGGCCGGGGUCUGAGACGAAGUUGGACUGGAAAACCAUUGAGGGGAUUGCUGAAGAUGUGCCAUCUUGUUCUUUGGCUUAUGAUGAGGUUUUGAAUCUGUCAUUGGUGGAUCUUUCAGUUUCUUCUGGUUUGUUCGAGAGUAGGUCUGCGGCACGGCGGUUGUUGAAGCAAGGGGGACUUUACUUAAAUAAUAGCAGAGUGGAUAGUGAAGGUAGGAGAAUUGAGGCUGCGGAUAUAGUGGAUGGGAAAGUUCUCCUGUUAUCAGCAGGCAAAAAGAACAAGGUGCUGGUCAGAAUAGCUUGA